AUGCAGAGCGAGCGGUCGUCCAAGAGCUACAGCUUCAUCUCCGAGGGGUCCUUCUGCGCCGAGAGCAGCGCGUACGACUGGGACCGCAUCGCGGCGCAAACUGGCGCAGGGGACGACGUCUACGGCCUGCGCGUGCCAAGGGAGAUCAGGGCGCAGUCGUCCACCCCCACGGACAAUGUGGACGACAUACUGAGCGUCAGUCCGCGCUCUCGAGCCGCCACGGGAGGCAGCAACCACGCAGCAGCAGCAGCAACAACAACAAGAGCAGACAAGAAGAAUCCACUACAGCACUCCGGCAUCGCCUUCGACCGGACGUGGAUCGACUCGGACAUCCCCGUGGUAGGGCGCUCCAGCUCCGCCCCACCCUCGAUCCAGCUGCUGCAGGAGGUUCUACGCCCCUCCGAGAGGAGGAGGGCGGCCACCGCCCCACCGUCCGGAUUUUUCAACCACUUGCUCUACGGUAGUCUGCGAGCAGGAGCGCUGGCGGAAUUGUUCUCCCAGCCCUACUGUGGACUCGCCAUCUCGGCCGCUGCCACGGGCUUCAUGGUGCCAUUUCUAGCGGACGCCUUCCAGCCGCUGCUCUGCGUGUAUCUGAGCUUCAACAGCGACCAGUGCACGGCCACGCUGCGGUUUCUCAAGCUCCCGGGGGUCGUCAGCUUCUUCAUCGGGUUAUUAUCCGACUUCUACCCGAUCUGGAGCUUCCACCGCAAGUCGUACAUGCUGGGAGGCUGGAUCUUCGCCUACAUGGCGCUCAUGGCUCUAGUCAUUGUGGCGCUGAUCGACGGCAGCACGGGAAUGAUGAACCCCAGCGUACGGACGUUCUACGGCGGCGCAGUCUACGUGUUGUUGAUGAUGGCGGCCAGUCUAGGAGUCACGGUGGCGUCCAUAGCAGCGUUCGCGUUCCUGGUGGAGCUGUCACAACGUGAGCCCAUUCACGAACGCGGGACGCUGGUGGUGCAGUAUUUGCUCGUGCAGGAGGCGGCGACGCUGUUGGCAGAUAUUAUCGUGUCGUUAGUGGUGGGUUACAACAAGGAGUCGGACACGACGCAGGCGGUGAUCUCGAUGAAGGUGAUUAUUCUACUCAUGGCGGUGGUGGCGCUCGUACCGAUCCCUGCGGUUCUCUUUCGCCUUGAUGAAGAGCCGAGACAACUCAAGGUGGACUCGGUAGACCGCUCGUCCCUCACACGCCAGCUCUGGAGCAUCUUGCAGCAAGAAGCAGUGUGGCGCAUCAUUCUGUUCGUCUGCUUCUCCGUGUUCCUGUCGUCCUUCAGGUUUAAUUUCGUGGAUGAAGCUGUACUGUACUGGGCGGACGCGUCGCCGAAUGCGGAGCGUGUGGGGGUUAUUCCGAAGCAGGUUCUCAUGAUCCUAGCGUUCCUGGCGUUCCAGCUCACGCUCUUCAACUACAGCUGGAUACGCAUCUCUGUGGCGGGCUUGCUGCUCGGUGUGGGGGUGAAUCUCCUUGCUGUCGUCCCGACAAUAUUCGAUGGUGUUCGCAGCGCCUGGUACACGAUGUCAAUUUUAUCGUUGACUGGCAUCUCGCGUGCUGCUGUGCUGUUAGUGACGUCGCUGCCUAUAGUGGAGAUUACAGAGAACUGUCUGGAAGGAGCCACUACAGGACUGGUGUCGUCGUAUAACGCGCUGAUAAGCAUGGUAAUCCUCACGUUUUCGGACGCUAUCAGCACGUCGAGCGCGCAGUUGAAACAGGACUUUACAGAUGAUGUCAUCAAGCAAGACUCGUACGGAACGCGCAUGCAGGUGCUGUCGUUCGUGAUGACAAACUCGGCGAUCAAUCUGCUGGCGCUGGUACCUAUCCUCUAUUUAUUACCGCGUCAGAAGCUGGAGGCCCAGGAGAUGCGCACGUAUGGCGAGUACAGCCGUCCCGCGGGUAUCGCCAUUGCUGUGCUGUUCGUUGGGCUUGUCGCCUACGCAGGAACGGUCAACUUGUUGGCGCUGCUGAACGAUACGAAGUGA
Molecule: messenger RNA, 1971 nt
Organism: Phytophthora sojae
Lineage: Eukaryota; Oomycota; Peronosporomycetes; Peronosporales; Peronosporaceae
Exons: 1
Coding region: 1-1971 (656 amino acids)
Source: RefSeq, a predicted model, not a curated record